Molecule: messenger RNA, 1158 nt
Organism: Fragaria vesca subsp. vesca
Lineage: Eukaryota; Viridiplantae; Streptophyta; Magnoliopsida; Rosales; Rosaceae
Exons: 2
Coding region: 190-1158 (322 amino acids)
Source: RefSeq, a predicted model, not a curated record
AUUGUUUAGUCCUGUAGUGGUGGUCAGAUCUCACCCUACUGAAUCAUUUAGCAGGCUUUAUGAUCAUUAUUCCAACUGUCUAAAGCUCACAUUUAUUGUGAUUAUACUCCUACCCAUUUUGGUGUUAAGCUUAGUUACUCCUUUGUGAGUGUUGUGUGAGUUGUUAUCUCACUUAUUAAGGAAACUGUUAUGGCUUCCUCAUUGGAACAACAUGGUGAGAUACCCUACGCUGAUGAGAGUAUCAUUGAGGCUGUGCCAUGCUGUUUUGAAGAAACUGUUGAUGUUUUGGAUCUGAACGGUGGUAUCAAUAUGCUCGGAAUCUUAGUAGCAGAUGAAGAACCGAGUCUUGGGGGUAUCAAGAACGGCCUGAUGAAUAUGUGGAAGUCUCUGGGUCAAAUCCGAAUUAUACGGGCCAAGAAGAACACCUGCUCAAUCUCGGUCGGAUCUGAGAAAUUGGCCAGUAAGCUUUUGGAUACAAGUCCAUGGUUGAUAAAGGGGUACUGUUUUUCAAUCAGGCACUGGCCACGUUACCACUUAAUUGAGGAGAUUGAAUCCAACCGGGUUUCUUUUUGGAUAGAAGCUCAUGGAAUCCCACUGGAGCAAAUGACGAAGAACAAUGGCCGGAAAUUAGGGGAGAUGCUCGGAUCUGUACUUGAUGUGGAAGACCCUAGUGUGGUAGGCUUUCGGGGUUAUCUCAGAAUUCGUGUUGAUCUUGAUACUUGGCGACCACUCACAACUUUUGUCCCACUUCCUCGAUCACAAAUCAGUACUACAAAAAUCAAGCUACAAUAUGAAGGGCUAAAGAAUUUCUGCCACAAGUUUGGAAGACUGGGGCAUUCAAAUACAGCAUGUAGUCACCGGAUCAAUCCAGCUUUGUCUCGUUGGGGCAUUGUCUAUGACAGAGCUCCCAUUGCUGAACCCCCAUGUCAACCACUGAACACACAGGCUAACUUCCCCUCGGAAUAUCCACAAGCUUCAACCUUUGGGGUUUUUGCCGGAAUCAGAUCACUCCGGUCAUUCCGAUCACCUGUCAUACCGAGAAAGAACCAGCUUCCAAGGAGGUUUCUGAAUUUGGCAUGGGACAUGUCUCAAGGGAGAACAACAGCUGUGAGGCAGUCUGCAGAGUUCGGGUUGGAUCUAGUAGGAGGCGAGGCAUAA